ACACACAGACCGAUUCAUUCACAUCAAUUCUCAUAUCCCAAAACGGCCUCGAUUUCGUGAAAAACCUCCUAGUCAACAAAGCAAUCGCGUCGAUUAUACCUCUCCAGAUCCCCAGGAUCGAGAAAUCAGUGAAAAUUCCGUUCUUAGGAGGAAUAGAUGUCGUCGUCUCGAACCUCACGAUAUACGAGCUUGAUGUUGCCUCCUCUUAUGUCAAGCUUGGUGAGACAGGUGUCGUCAUCGUCGCUUCGGGGACGACUUGCAAUUUGAGUAUGAAUUGGCAUUACUCUUAUGCCACUUGGAUUCCUCCGAUGGAAAUCUCUGACCAAGGCAUAGCAUCUGUUCAGGGAAUUUGAUGAGUGCUGAUUCUCGCCUUCUCGGUAAGGUUGAAGGCAUGGAGAUUGGGCUCUCUCUAGGCUUGCAAAGCAAUGAAGGAGGCUUGAAACUUUCUCUUUCGGAAUGUGGAUGCCAUGUGAAAGACAUAUCUAUUGAGCUCGAAGGAGGAGCUUCAUGGUUUUAUCAAGGGAUGGUUAAUGCAUUUAAAGACCAAAUUGGAGCAAGUGUGGAAAGUACUAUUGCCAAUAAGCUCAGUGAAGGAGUCUCAGACCUUGAUUCGUUUCUACAAAGCCUUCCAAAGGAGAUCCCAGUAGAUGAUAAAGCUGCGCUCAAUGUCACUUUCACCACUGAUCCUAUACUGAGAGAUUCAUCCAUCACUUUCGAAAUCGACGGCUUGUUCACCAAAGCAGAAACGAAUCAAGUCUUAAAGUCCUCCUCCUUAAGAAACUCUGCACCUUCAUCUAUCUGCCCUGGAAAUUCUAAAAUGCUCGGAAUUUCACUGGAUGAAGCUGUCUUCAACUCUGCUGCAGCUUUGUACUACAAUGCAGAGUUUAUGCAAUGGAUAGUGGAUAAAGUACCAGGUCAGGAUCUUCUAAACACUGCUAGGUGGAGGUUCAUCAUUCCACAACUAUACAGGAAGUACCCAAACCAGGAUAUGAAUCUGAACAUCAGUUUAUCAUCGCCUCCGGUUGUAAAGAUCUCAGAGCAGUAUGUGGGAGCUAAUGUGAACGCGGACCUAGUAAUCAACGUUCUAGAAGCAGACCAAGUAAUACCAGUAGCAUGCAUCUCCUUGGAGAUCCGAGGGUCCGGUGCUCUCAGAGUGAUGGGUAAUAACCUUGGAGGCAGCGUCAAAUUAGAAGAUUUCUCCAUGUCUUUGAAAUGGAGUAACAUUGGAAAUCUCCAUCUGCAUCUUCUUCAGCCAAUAGUGUGGACGGUUAUACAAACGGUGUUUGUGCCAUAUGCAAAUGACCAUCUAGAAAAAGGCUUCCCUUUGCCCAUAAUCCACGGAUUCACACUUGAGAAUGCUGAAAUCAUCUGCUCAAGCUCUGAAAUCACAGUUUGCAGCGAUAUCGCCUACUUGGAUUCGUCCCAACAUCCUCGAUCAGGUUUGAGUCUACCAAGAUCUGCACCUUGGAUAAACACUUUGUUGUAGUUUACAAUUGGCGGUUGUAAGUGUCAAUGCUGGUCUGGUAUCUGGACCAGUGACAAAACGAAGCCUUGUAUAUUACUUUUGUAUCUUGAUGUUGAACAAACUGUGUAUGCUACUUCUCUAUAUGAAAUAAAUAUAUUUCUUGUAAUUACUAUGGUUAAGUGUCGGAUAAUUAGUCGAUGAAGAGGUUAGGCCGGUUUGUUGGAUAAAUCUGCUAGAAAUCCAAUCAAUUGGUUUGAUGUCUAAUAAAUUUGUAAAGUUGUGAUAUACUGAGGAGGCUGGAUUAUAAGAUGAACCAAAUUUUAGAUAUGUUUUAACAACGCCUCACUGGAUCCUCCUCCAGUUUUCGUGCCAGUUGCUUUACCAUCCAGACCAACUUUGAACAACGCCUUUAUAUGUGAAGCAAAAACAGCACUAUAUCUAAUUAUAUAAAAAAAGAAGAAGGAUUUGUUAUUUUGUUCAGAAACUCGCGGCGCGAUGGAGAAAGCAACCGCAGGGGAGGAAGAAUUUGCAGAAAUGAUUAGUUAUUACCUGGAGAAUGUAAGUUUCGGAUUGGAGAUUGGGCCCGAGGGUCACUAUGUCCCGGCAUUAAGUGGCCAUGAGUAUAAAGGAACUACUCCUCCGCGCACAAUGGACGAAGAGUAUGACCUCAUGGCUAAACAAGUCACGGAGACUCAGGGAUUCGACAUGGAUUUCAGUCAGUUCCGCUACGAUUUUAAUUACAGACCCGUUGAUUUCGAUGAUAACAGUUUGGUCAUAGACGGAGAAACCAUGAGAGAUUUAUUGAACAGGCUUUCUCGUCAAUCCCUUGAGCAAUACAAUCAGGACAAGGUUGAUAACUCCUUCCACUUUGCAUUUUUAUCUACUAAUGGGUUUUUGCUUUACCAGGAAACAAAAUAUGAAUUAGUGGAGGUUUUCAAAGCCAACUAUCACAUGGCUGGUGCUGGCAUGAUGUUUUUCAUUACCUUUCAAGCUAAACAAGAUUUUUCUUCUUCUGGUGAUGUUCCAAAAACAACAUUUCAAGCUAAAUCUCACUAUUCCUAUUUUUCCCCUAAUAAGUACAUCACCUGCCAUCUUAAAGCACCACCGGAGAAUAAAGUUCAUCCCAUUGAUUCUACUGAGAAAGAAUUUGCCAAGAAACCAAGGUUGACACAGGACAAGGAUGCAAGCACUGAUGCACGAAUAGUUAUAUAACGAUGACUUGCAACACUUCCAUUUACUAUCUGCCUUUUCGUUCCUUGUUUACUAGAGAUCCAUUGGAUUGUUGUUGUUCAUACUUUUUAACAAGAGCUCAAUUUUCACAAACUUUCAAAA
Brassica rapa (field mustard) is the source of this 2797-nucleotide messenger RNA. RefSeq names its product putative BPI/LBP family protein At1g04970. Gene Ontology annotation, molecular function: lipid binding. The record is from RefSeq and is a predicted model, not a curated record. Lineage: Eukaryota; Viridiplantae; Streptophyta; Magnoliopsida; Brassicales; Brassicaceae.